Messenger RNA from Alligator sinensis (Chinese alligator), 1105 nucleotides. It is a transcript of the gene LRRC46, whose product is annotated as leucine rich repeat containing 46. The record is from RefSeq and is a predicted model, not a curated record. The transcript has 7 exons. Bases 74 to 1075 code for a protein of 333 amino acids. Lineage: Eukaryota; Metazoa; Chordata; Crocodylia; Alligatoridae. Gene Ontology annotation, molecular function: protein binding.
AGCCCCGCCCCUCCCGAGGCUCCGCCCCCGCUAACGUCACCUGUCUCCCCGUGGGGGAGCCCGUCUCCUAGCAAUGGGCGCGCGAGGCCUGCAACCCCCCCCUCAGGAGAAGGAGCCCCGGCCGCGGCGCGCGGAGGAACCGCAGGCCGCGUCCAUGGCCUUGAUGACCCCCACAACUAUCCGCUUGGACAGGAAGAACAUUCAUGCCAUUGAGAACCUGCAAGGCGGGGGAGAAGUCCACAGCCUCUACCUGCAACAGAACCAAAUUGAGAAAAUUGAGAAUCUCAGCUGCCUUCCCAAUUUACGAUUCCUCUCACUGGCUGGGAACCGCAUCCGCACAGUGGAGAACCUCCAUGAGCUCCAGCAACUGCAGUUCCUGGACCUGUCACAGAACCAAAUUGAGACGCUGGAUGCUGAUGAGCUGCCACAGAGCCUCCUCAUUCUCGACUUAACAGGAAACGGAUGCACCAACCAAGAUGGCUACCGGGAGCUGGUACUAGGGGCCUUGCCACAUCUUUUAGAGCUGGAUAACCAGACUGUCUCCAACCGGAAGAAUUCUGCUCCAGCAGAGGAAGAGGAGGAGGAUAAGGAAGGAGACGAUGGAGCUGCUGUUGACACCGACUCUGAGGAGGAUUAUGACAUCUCUAAACUGAUUGGACCUUUCACUGUAGGCAAAGACUUCUUUGCAGAUCUCCACUGGGAGCUGACCAGCCGGUCACAGAGGAGGAGAGAAGAGGUGCUGAAAGAACACCAAGUUUGCAUGAUGGAACUUGCAGAACGUCAGAGCCUGAUGCAACCAACUGGGCACCCCAGCUCAGUGACAUGGAAAGACUGGAGGGCAGUGAACCCAAUGAAGAAGGGAGGAACACAAGUGAGAUCCUCAGCCUCCAGGCCACUUGAGCCCCAGCUCAAACCCAGAUCAGGACCUCUGUCAUCUACUCCAAAGCCUGCCAGGCAACACAGUGCUGCAGAUGCUCCCCAGAAGGCUCCAAACAAGACCAGGACCCAGUUCAAGCCCCCAAAAGAGAAGGCUUGCACUGUGACUAAAACAACAGCCAGCAGAGCCAAGAAGUGACUGGAGCCCAGCCAGCUCCCUUUCCUGCAA